Molecule: messenger RNA, 696 nt
Organism: Agrilus planipennis (emerald ash borer)
Lineage: Eukaryota; Metazoa; Arthropoda; Insecta; Coleoptera; Buprestidae
Product: turripeptide Pal9.2
Exons: 3
Coding region: 301-558 (85 amino acids)
Molecular function (GO): protein binding
Source: RefSeq, a predicted model, not a curated record
ACAGUUUUAGACAGUUUUUCUAUAUUAUCUAUUCCUUUUUUAACACAUCUUCUAGCGAACUCUGCACAUAAACAAUUGCUUGCUCCGUCUUAUCGUUUGUUAUCGCACGGAUUAUUCCACUGUCUAUUAUUUAAAAAACAAUUGCAUCAAUUAUGUACUUUAAUGCUAAAAAUAACAAGGAAACGUACAAUAAAAUUGAACCUCAACAAAGAGACCUGAAUUGAUUUGACCUUACAGAAACAGAGCACAAAAUCAAGAAAAGAAAAAGAGAAGACGCAAUAAUCAUCAAAGCACAUACAUAUGUUAAAUUUCGUACUGGUGGCACUGGCUUAUGGUUACCCCAGUAAGGGAUCUACCAAGGCUUCCCUAAAAAAGAAAGCAUGUAACCCAGAUUGCACCCAGGACUAUGAACCCGUUUGUGCCGGGGAUAAUAAGGGCAAAGACAGGACGUUCGGGAACAAGUGCGUCUUAGAAAGACACAACUGCGAACAGGGCCAAAAUUUGCAAAUAAAGCACAAGGGAGAAUGCCCUGGGGGUGGCGGAGUAAGAUUAUCCUAAAUGAAAAUUUACAUAUACCUACAUAAGAAGAAAAAUUGAUUUAAUCUGUUCAAUAUUGACGCUUAUCAAUACUAUAGGCUCUCUGAUAAUAAUGACGAAUUGUACUGCUUUUUAAUUACAUUUUCAUCGCUUCAACAA